Molecule: messenger RNA, 1811 nt
Organism: Procambarus clarkii (red swamp crayfish)
Lineage: Eukaryota; Metazoa; Arthropoda; Malacostraca; Decapoda; Cambaridae
Source: RefSeq, a predicted model, not a curated record
UCGCUUCAGUACCGCGGGACCGUGCGGAGCCAGCAGGCGGGGUGGAACGUUGCUCCCUCAGAGUACAUAUACACCUCUCUAGUCCUAUAUACCGUCCAGCCUGUGUUACAUAGGACCCCUUGUCAGUCCUCGUCACAUUAUGGAGGGGUGGUCGACGAUGAAGGUGGUGGUGCUGCUGGUGGUGUGUUGUGCUCUCCUCGCCCCGCCCGCCGCUGCCAGACCCCCUUACAGACAGAAGCGUGUGAGUGACCAGCGGCUGGCGGAGCUGGAGACACUGCUGGCGCUGGCCAAGAUGAAGAACAGGAAGUAUGUCACUCUACCUGUUGGCUUUGGUCUCAUUGACGUCAAGCAGAUUGGCCGCCGUAAGAGGGCCACUUCUGCUGCCAUAGGUACCCCCAGGAUGAUGGCACAAAGUCUUGAUGAGUACGACUUAAGUGACCUCAUCACCGAGCUCUCGAGUUCCCUCAGUGCUGAAGCCCUGAGGAACGAUCGUUCCUUGGAGGAGAGCAAUUACCAGGCAGAGGACGCCAACCUCGAGGAGGAGGAGCUCAAGGAAGACAGGAAGGAGGGGCUUCUGCAGCAAGGGCUCCGGGAAGCUCCACCCACCAUCCUCUUCGGCAUGAGGGGCGUUCCUCGCCACAGGUUUAUCUAGAUGCUGAGGGAGGCAUCACACACACUUAAGAUCAGCCAAGAUUAUAUUUAUUUCAGCCAGUCAAGAGCUAUUCCUUAUUUGUUGACUUCAGUGUUAUGUUUGUAUCAGUCAUACUCCUCCAAAUCUGCUUUAAAGCGAGAUCUACAAAACGCAAAAUACAGACAUGACUAUUUCUUGGACAUGUCCGUCAAGUCAGCCACUACCAUUGAAAGCUAAACUGCUCAGAGGUUCCAACCACAAAGACUGUGCCAACCUUUGUAAUAUGUCCAUUGUGUCUGAUCCAAGAGGAAAAAGGGCAAUUGUCUACUUAAGCUAUGAUCAAUAGCUGCCAAAGUUUGUGUACAUAGUCAAAUUCAGGAGUUCUUUCAAUACCAAAGAUUUCCAUGUAGCUAGAAAAUAACAAGAUUAUAUAUAUAUAUAUAUAUAUAUAUAUAUAUAUAUAUAUAUAUAUAUAUAUAUAUAUAUAUAUAUAUAUAUAUAUAUAUAUAUAUAUAUAUAUAUAUAUAUAUAUAUAUAUAUAUAUAUAUAUAUAUAUAUAUAUAUAUAUAUAUAUCUCAAUCACAUAUAUAGUUGCUGUUAUUAGCAGGUUGGGUGUUAAAUUUCCCAUCUUAAUAUAAGAUAAAUACAGUAAGAUAAAUGAGAAAGUUAAGCUACAGUUCUCUUGUACUGUACUAUGAUGUGUUCUAAUCUUUUAUAAGAGGAUGUGAGUGAGAGCGUGGCCUGGACACACCAGUGUGUGAGUCUACCAGGACACGGCACAGAAGUCGUCGACGCACUGUAUACUUGCUGAGGCUGGACGUGUUACCCCUGAUAUUUAUUUACGUUUUCUUUUCAGCCGUCAUAUUUAUAUUCCCCUAUAGCUUUAUACAUCUCAUUUUCUCUCAAAUUUUUGUCGUGGAAUACUGUAUGCAAGAGAACAAUGUAGUCAAAUUAAAAAUAGUGUAAGUUAUAUGUAUGCAUAAAGGAUUCAAUAAAAGCAUUUUGUAUUAUCAAAAUAUAGUAAAUUGUAAUUUCUCAACCAUUUAUGUUUACAAUAAAAGUUUUGUUACUCUUCAUUUUGGGUGCUUUGGUAAAUUUAUUCAAAUUGGGAAAUUCUGAAACUCCAUUUGUAAAGAUUACAUAUAUACUGAUCUCAUUAAAGAUUAUCUUGAAUUUAGAA